UUAUAUUGUUAACUGCAACGUUCAAUGCAAAGUUAAUUGUAGUCGAGCGUUUGCUCUGCAGCCGGGAGAUUUUUGAAAAUACCCAUGAAAACAGGGUAUUUCGUGUAGACAUGGACGUGUAUAAGUUCGUGGUGUAGAUGAAGUUUGAACAAUUUUUGACAAUACUUUGAUCAGUGUGCGUCGUAUCCGUGUGUCAGACAACAUCAGUUUGGAUUCCUGCAUACAAUGUAUAAUUUGAGCUACGCCACGAAAAUAAAGGAAACACAUUGAACAAGCUUUUAACAAAAUGGAUCAGGAUGGUGAUGCGGUUGAGUACCUUGCUAUGGACGCCGCUUGUACAAGUCAUUGUAGUGCCCCAGAUGCAAAAACACACGACGAAGAGUACGAGGCGAAAAUACGAAUGGUUAUACAAUCAUUUGAGCCAUAUUUUGAUCUGCUUGAGUUCAUACCUACACGAAUACUGCCAUUCAUGCAACUACCUCAAGGUGUUUCAUUUCCAGGGAGUACUGUGCUGAAAACAAUUUUCAGCCAGGAAGAGAAAAAAGACUAUAAAAAGGCAGCAGCAACCUUCAUACAAGCAUUGCUAAGCAGCAGUGCUCCAUCAGGAGUAAUACACAGCUUCCUUGAAGCUCUUUACACAGCCAAUGAUUCUCCAGAGAAGCCUAAUAAUGAUGCUUGGAUUGUUCAUGACAUCUUGCAAGUUGCCUGCUUUUGUCUUCCAUUACAAGAAACAUUUUUGAAACUCGUGGAUGAGGACCUUGUCAAUAUUGAUUUAUUACUGAGACACCCAGGUUUCAGCAACCUGCAGGAAUUACAGAUGUGGACUCUUAAAUUUCUUGAUGAAAAAGGAGGUCAUUAUGCAGCCAUGUUUUUACUGGUCAGUCUUUAUGCUAUGCUGGUUAAAAAUUUGUAUCAGCUUUGCCAGAAAGCGUCAGCAGAAAGUGCAGGGCUUUUUUCUGCAAUGCCUGUUUGGAUUCAACACUUAGUGGAUGCUUUGCACCAUCAAGUUGGAGACAAAAACCUGUCAAACCUUGGGCUGCCCAAAUCAUGGAGUGCACUUUAUGAGGAGCUUUCCUUUCAGAAAAGGGCUCGACCAAGAGAAGAAGCAGCUGGUGAAAAUGAUGAGUGUGCUGCUAAUGUAGAUGUAGGAUCCACACCAGUGACAACUGGGAAAGCCCUUCUGAUGACUGAUAAAAACAAGCACAUUCAUGCCUUUCUUAAUGAUACUGGAACCCUGAAUGUAGCAAACUUAAGUGGUUAUCUCAAUACAGAGAUUGUUGAACACUCUUUUGAGCAUCAGAGAACCAGAGUGCCAGCAAAGCACUCAGAUGACAGUGGCUCUGUUGUGACAUUUCUGUCAAAUGAAGACAACUUAAUGGUUUCUACGAAUGACAUGAUAAGAGAGGGCUCUGUGAUAUCAUUCCCUGCUGGCCCUGCAGGUGAGAUCACUCUGCGAGAAUAUCAAGAGGAGCUUCUGUCUUCUGCUCGUAGGGGAAAGAACUGCCUCAUACUUCUUCCUACAGGGACAGGAAAAACAUUUGUCAUCCUAAAGUACAUUGAGGAAAUUCUGUCCAGGGGAGGAAUGGAUCGCAUCUUAUUUGUAGCACCAAAAGUGAGACUUGUACAGCAGCAGUACAAAAGAUUCCAGAAAUAUUUAGCAAACAACACAUAUUUUCGGUGUGGAAGUUCAAGAAGUAACAAUGCUGCUUUCUCACAGCUUCUAGAUGACUACCAUAUCUUUGUCAUGACACCUAUGUGCCUAGUAGAGGCCAUCGAAGCGAAAGAGGUUCGUAUCACUGACUUUUCACUCAUAAUUCUUGAUGAAUGCCAUAACACUCAAGGAGAUCAUCCUUAUCAGAAGCUCAUGAACAUCUACAUGGAUUCCAAAUUUACAAAUGACAGGAGAGAUGUAGCCUGCCUUCCACAGAUAGUGGGACUGACUGCAAGUCCAGGUGUCGGAAAGGGGGGAAACCUUGAGACAGCUUUGGCGCAUUUAAGACAGCUGUGCAUUAGUCUGGAUGUGCAGAUGAUCUGCACUGUCAAGACACACAAAGAGGAAUUGGAACGAUAUGUCAGUGAGCCCUCUCAUGAAAUUCACAGAUGUUCUGAGCGCAAGAAAGAUGGCUUUAAAAAUGAACUGGAAAGCAUGAUGGAGGCUAUUGAAAACGAGAUGCGAAAAUGGGUUUCAUUGGAAAAAGAAAAUUCUCCUUCUUGUGAGUCUUUGAAACUUCCUCCAGCAUCAAAGCGGGGUAAACAAUAUUAUACACAGUGGGUGUGUGAACUACAAAGUAAUCUGGUCAGCCUUGUUCAGAAUAAAGAUAACUAUGCCAAGAUCUAUGCCUCAGCUGAGAUGCUAAAGAUGUGUCAGAGAGCUCUACUUCUGAAUGAAGACUGCGAAUCUCAGUAUGCCUUGGAUUUUCUUAAUAGCUACAUCAUCAGCAUGCAAAUGGAAAAGCCUCAUCUUCAGGAUAUUGAUAAGUGGCUGUUACAACAAUUCAAAGCACGUGAAACAGAUUUUGUCAGGGCAAGCAGGGACAAAGAUGACUUCAAUCCCAAGCUGAAAAUGUUGGAAGAGAUCUUGCUUGAUGUUUUGGAGAGAGACGGGAAUGCAGCGGCUUGCAUGGUGUUUGUGAAGACCCUGGACCUGGUGGAGGCGAUUAUAAGCUGGAUGGAAAAGCAUCCAGUCCUGAUGCAACUGUCACCUGGGCGUAUCAUCGGGUGCAAUGCAGAUGAUGGAAUGUCCAAGUCUGGCUUCAGCGAUGUCAUGGCCAAAUUUAACAGCGGUAUCCACAAAGCUGUUGUGUGCACAUCAGCUGCUGAAGAGGGGCUAGACUUCCAGGCCUGCAACGUCGUGGUACGGUACAACUAUGUCACCAAUGUGAUCGCCAUGAUACAAACUCGUGGUCGUGCGCGCCAUAUGGACAGCCAGUACUGUGUGUUGGGCGGUGCCACAGGGGCCAGCGCCGAUAAGGAGCAAGAGAACCUGGAAAAUGAGCGGCUGAUGGAACAGGCAGUGCUGAGGAUCCAGAGUGACAUAGAGACGAACCCCAAUGAGUUUGCACAAGAGACAGAGCGCCGGCAGCGAGACCAGUGGGAGGAGAGACUGAAGCGCAAACGGCAAGUGGAGGAGGAGCGACAGGAGCAGGGUUUCUACACCAAAAAAUACAAGCUGCUUUGCCAAAAGUGCCAGGAGUUUGCGUGCAACUCCGAUGACAUCAGAGUUAUCGAGAACAACUGUCACAUAGUGGUGAACGAAAACUUUGCAGAUAAGUGGGACAAAGUUAAUGAGAGUUCCAUGAGAAAAGUCAUUAGUCGUUACAUCGUUAUCUUGGCUGACGUUAUCUGUAUGAAAUGUUCCCAACACUGGGGUGUUGUGGUCCGCCAUGUGCCCAGUGGCCGGCAAUACCCAACCUUGAAGCUAGAAAAUUUUAUCAUCCAAGAGACAGAUACUGGUAAUAAGUUGCCAAAUAAAAGAAAAUGGUCAAAGGCGCCAUUUCAUGUCCCCUGUCUUACAGAGGAGUAAAACAUUUAUUUCGGAGGAACUUUGUAUAGUUGUAUGUGGGGCUGGAUUGAAGACGUACCUAGGCUUAAGUUUGCUUUUUUAAUGCAUGCAUGAAGAUUUUAUUCCCUAGGCUGGCUAGCUAAUCUAUCAAGUUUUCAGUCUCUGGAAUGCAUUUCCAGUUUUGCAACAAAAUUAAGGCAAUAGUGGUGGGGACAGCCUGGUGGUUAGCAUGUUUGACCAAAGUAGAUCACCAGCGGAAAGCUUGCCUGGACAUGUGACUGGAGAACUGUCUGCUACCCAUCCACUAAGAAUACUUUGAAAGGGCACUGGUUUGACUAGUAAGGUAAAAGGCAACAGAAAGAGAGGAUUGGAUUCUGCUUUUCCAGUAUCAGAACCCAAACACAGUUCAUUACCUCUCUAGGCAAUAGGCCAGAGACCAUAUAAUAUUAUAUUCGUCUGUCUGUCAUAUUACAAAAUAAGAAUCAGUUGUCAAGAAUGCAAGAGGAUCUAUAUCUGUGGGGUUCAUGCUUGCAGCUGAUCUGCAAGAGCUGGCACAAAUAAAAUCACCUAUUUAUAGCACACUUCAUUUUGGAACAGAAGGUCCGUUAUUCAGGCCAGUGGCUUGAAAACUCCUUUUGAUCAUCCAGCAGAUGAUAACUUCCUGAUUUUUCUCCUGCUUUAUCUGGGAAGGAAGUUAGUGGUCAAAGGUGAGGACUGGACUGUUUCUUGUCCUAGACAUGGUGAAUCACUUACAAGUCACUGCUCUUAAAGACACUAGACCACUAGACUUUAUUUUUACAUCUAAAUGUGCAAUGUCCCAUCCAUCUUGCUAGUGAAGUGUCACUGAUGUGCUGAUUCACUAUUGGUCAAAGUGCAUUCAGAAAAUGCUUUAAAUCGCUAUUUGUAAGACUGAUUUUAGAAAAGUGCAUCUCAAAGGCUGCUGACUUCACCAGUCAGCAGGGUAUUAACUCAUCAAAUUAACAUGUCAAGCAACACUAUAAUGGUAAAGAACCAAUUUAUUUUGGUCGCUGUGACAAAGAUUUUAUCUUUUGGUUUCAAUUUUUGUCUUAAAAUGCUUCAGGUGCUGUGAUAAAAUGAUAUUAAUAUCCAUAAGACUAUUUUAUUGUAUGUGUCUGUAGUUUAAAUGCCAUUGUUUUGCUUGCAUCAAAACAUAUUGUGUAGUGUAAUAUUGUGUAAUAAGUGAAUGUCACUUAUUAAUCAGUGUGAAAUAUGUAACUGUGUUUAACCUAUGCUAACACAAAAUACAUGACAGCUUAUAAAAGUUUGCCCUUGUCACUUAUUUGGUAGUAUGUGUCUUGGUAGAGUAAAGACAAAGGACUGUCAAAUGUAUGACUACAGCAAGAUGUUUGAGGUUUUAAGCGAUAUUUCUAUUGCGAAAAGUGUUUUGAUGUUGAAUAAAUAUUUAACCACUGUAUGGUGA
Molecule: messenger RNA, 4943 nt
Organism: Pomacea canaliculata
Lineage: Eukaryota; Metazoa; Mollusca; Gastropoda; Architaenioglossa; Ampullariidae
Product: probable ATP-dependent RNA helicase DDX58
Exons: 15
Coding region: 287-3523 (1078 amino acids)
Cellular component (GO): cytoplasm
Molecular function (GO): hydrolase activity; ATP binding; DNA binding
Source: RefSeq, a predicted model, not a curated record